Messenger RNA from Drosophila sulfurigaster albostrigata, 1400 nucleotides. It is a transcript of the gene spn-F, whose product is annotated as protein spindle-F. Bases 117 to 1241 code for a protein of 374 amino acids. The record is from RefSeq and is a predicted model, not a curated record. Lineage: Eukaryota; Metazoa; Arthropoda; Insecta; Diptera; Drosophilidae. The transcript has 2 exons.
AAUAUCGAUAGCAGGCAUUUGUCACUGCACAUUAAAAAAAAUGAAAACACGGAAUAGAUAAAAAUAUAAAAUAAUAAAAAAGUCAAUUAUCAUUACGAUAAAUUUGAAAAAUUUUAAUGUGGAGAAUGGACUCAAAUACUGACAAAGGCACAUCAGGACGCACAACAAGCUCCAGUUCGACAAAUAACGACAAAAUGAAUUACGCAUUACAAGUAGCGCUCCAAACAAUGAAAGAACGGUGCAUACAGUUGCAGCGUCAGGUGUCAGUUAUAGAGGAUGAGAAUCAGCGCCUGCGGGACGGGAACACGCAUGAAAAGGCGUUGACAAAUAAGAUAACCCAGGGUAAAGUUGAAGACAACCGUGAUGACGCUGUAUCAUUGCGUUGUCAAGUGAAUGAACUGCUACGACAGAAGGAGAAACUUGAGCAUCAAAUAAAUAUGGUGUCUGAUGAAAAUCGCAAAUUGUGGUCGCGUCUAUCGAAAAUAUCGAAAGAUAAUUACCAAGCACAAUUGCCAAAAGAGAAUGAUAUUGGAACAGUUAAUGCUUCUAUGGGCUCCAAUCACAAUCUAAAUUUAAUUCGCUCCAAAACGUUUACUCAGCACUCACCAAAUCCACACUUGCGGAAGAAGGUGAUAUCAGAAAGGAGCUUUGAGGAUAUUACGUUAGCUGGUUUUGAUACUGGCGAAGAGCUAGCCUAUGCGUAUGGGCUGCAAGUGAAUGAUGCCAUCAGUGAUCCAGAUGCCAAUAUCGAUGCGAGAAAAUGCAUGGAGGGAUUACAGGACUUGCGUCGUGAAGCCAUGAAGCAGCAACAAACGCUUAACGUAGUAUAUACUCAGCUGGAAAGUCGUUUUGCUCUUCGUCCUUGCCCUGACUGUGCGAAAAACUCUGCAAUCAAACCGGAAAUGGCCGAUAAGAGCUUAGAAACGGAAGAGAGACUGACCACCGAUCUAAAGGCAUAUCACAGUGAAAAUUCCACAAGCAGCCAAUUGCAUUACACCUUCACUGGUCACCCAACCAUAUCACAAGGAUCCUUGCCCCGCUCUAAUAUAUUGCAAGAAAAAUUGAAGGCAGAUGUCAUAGAUAAAACUUGCCCAAUGUGCGGCAAGUUGUACUCUAGCCAAGUGCCUUUCAAGGCAUUUCAGGAACACGUCGAAAUGCACUUUAUUGAUGAUACACCAGACGCAGAUGCCAGCGUGGAUCGGCAGUUCGAGUUUAUUUCUCAUGCUGUUGGCGAUUUUUGAUCCAAUAACCUGUUCUAUUUUACCACAUAAAUUUAAUGACAAUAGCUAAGAGCAAACUGAUCCAUAAAUUUUAAGGUUCAAAAACAAUGUCACAGGUAAUACAAUGUUCUAGAUUUCAAAAGUAAAUAUAUAUUAAACCAAAAAUUUAAUUCUUUUGGU